Messenger RNA from Struthio camelus australis, 837 nucleotides. The record is from RefSeq and is a predicted model, not a curated record. Lineage: Eukaryota; Metazoa; Chordata; Aves; Struthioniformes; Struthionidae.
GCGAGGGCAGAGCUGCCUGAGGAGCGGCCUCGGGGCAACUGCCCGAGAAACCGCGCUCCUAUACGACAUAGCAGCCAUGGGAAAAGAAUGUUUAUUAUCAAGGCGACAAGAUUUUAUGAUGCUCGCUUUCUGAACUUGUUGAGGUUCUAUAUAUUUUUGACUGGGAUACCAGUGGCAGUGUUCAUAACAUAUGUGAACAUCUUCAUUGGUGAAGCUGAACUUGCAGAGAUUCCCGAAGGUUAUGUUCCAGAGUAUUGGGAAUACUACAAACACCCUAUAAGUCGUUGGAUAGCUCGUUACCUCCUUGACCCCCCUGAAAAGAAUUAUGAGAAAGCCAUGGCUCUGCUUGAUGUUGAAGCAAAGAAAACUGAACUGAGGCUGAUGGAGUUGGAGGCGCGCAGACUGAUGAGAGCAAGGGGAGAUGGCCCUUGGUAUCAUUAUGAAACACCCGAUAAAAAUCUAACUGACGAUUCUAUGAAAGCCACACCUGACAAUUAGGCAGUCUUAAGACAGUAUGCAAGGUUUUAAAUGAAUUACCAACAAGUUGUGACUGAAUUAUGCAAUAUGCAUCCUGCUGUUCAGUGAAUUAAAUUAAAAAAAAAAAUCGUUUUUGUUGGUUCGAGUAAUUGGAAAGAAGCUGUGCAGGGUAUAGUUGUUAAACUUAUUAAUCAGAGAAAAGGCCUCAUGUCAGUUGCCAACAGUUACUCUUUUUCUCCGGAGCAUCAACACAGAAUGGGCUUUGUGACCUGAUCUGUGUGAAACAACUUGAUAAUAUUAGAAUCCAUCAUGCGAUUUCUCUUACCUAAAGUUGUAAAUGAAAGAUACAAACAACUGUAA